Linum trigynum is the source of this 4568-nucleotide messenger RNA. The record is from the annotation of a GenBank genome assembly. NCBI's taxonomy places the organism in Eukaryota, Viridiplantae, Streptophyta, Magnoliopsida, Malpighiales, Linaceae.
GAACCAUGGUUCCUUCAAACAAAAAUAAUAAUAACAACCAAUUAUACUAGACAAAUUUAUUUUAUCUUCUUAAAUUGUAAACAUACACUAAACAAAGAUUUGAAAAGCAGAGGACAUUUCCAUCACAGUUAGCUAGCAUAUUAAAUCUUCUAAAAAGCAAAGUUUACUAUGUUAUUUAUCAUUUUUAUAACCUAUACAAUUUCGGAUAAUCUUAAAAUUGCAACCCAUAUUUCAUGGCUUGAAAUAAUGCAUAUCGAAUUACAGUAUUGAAUAUGCAAAAGUCAUGCAGAAUUUUGUAAAUUAACAUAAAUUUUCAUAACUAAUCUGAAGCAAUAAUAUUUUGUACAAACUAUAGGUGAAUGAUUCUCUAAAAUUUUAGCCUGGUUAACUGCUAAACAUUAAACCUCUUGCUAAUCUGGCAUGAAUGGAUCUACCAAUAAUGAGACGAUAUUGGGUUUAAUGUGAUGUUCAUUUCGCCAUUACUAGAUGUGUUGAUCAAUUUAUAGAGCAUUAACGUAUAAAUGAGUUAUAAUUAACCUCAUUAUACAAUUUUUACUCUUUAAAAGAAUUAAUUUAAUUUUAAUAUUUGUGAUGCUUGAAAUAUUUUAUGUAUGAUUUAGAGGUAUACUUAUUAUUUGUGACAUUAAUGGUAGUUGGUUCAAAUAUAGUAAACUUCACUAGGUAGUCAAAAUCGAAAACCAAAAAACGGUUACUCCGGAGCAAUCCAAACCACACUUUAAAAUAAACAAACCGACAUCAUUUAAGAAUUUUUAACGAAAAGCCCCAACACUUGGGCAAAAUUCUCAAUCUCAAACCCUUAAAACGACUUAACACAGAAUCUCCAGUUUAUACUAAUAACCAUGAAACAGAAUAAUUAACUAAUCUAACUUGACUCCUCACGAGCUUUCCGAUAUCCCGACGACGCUGGUACUGCUGCUCGCCUCGCCCUGCUUCUUCUCAUGAUCCACUUCUGCUAGACUAUCCUCAACCUGGUGAGUGAGAAGGGGUCAGUCUCGUCGUUACUUCCUAAGGUUUUUGCCCGUGCCAAACUCCUUACUAAACACAUUAUUAGGGGAAUGCCUUCCUUAGACGAAAGUCGUUCUCACUUUCAUCCUUUAAACUUUACUAUCAAACACUCUAUGAGAGAUCUCUACUCCUAUCUUAUCUUUAGAAUUUUUCUUACUUAUAUUCUUAAUCCAAAGACACCAACACAAGGGACCACCGCGUUACCUCUCGUUGUCCGGUGUCCCUACCCUAGUAUGCCAACCGCGUUACGUCUCGCCGUCCCGUUGCAUACCCAAACUCGGCAAUGGCACUGCGUUACGUCUCGCCGUCCAGUCCAUGCCCGUCAACUACUGCGUUACGUCUCGCCGUCUAGUAGUGGCCCAAAUAUACUCGAUCAACUGCUGCGUUACGUCUCGCCGUCCAGCAGUGAUCUGACCAUCUACUGCGUCCAGUAGUGGCCCAACUGCCAGGGGGUUCCUCAUACCAUCAACCAUACAAACAUACAUUCAUACAUAGCACAACGCGUGCCUCCACCCUUACAGGCGGUGGGAUGCCUCACACCCAUAUCGCGCAUACUAGAAAAAUUAACUAAAUAAUAACUUGAACGAAAGUAGAAACUAAAAGACCUACGACAGAGAUUUUACCGCCUUUACACUCACCUCGAAAAGAAGACUCCUCGAUUCCUUCCUCAAAGAAACCCCUCCUUAGCCCGAUUAUCUUGAGGAAACCUAUUAAUAAGAAUUCAUUUUCUUAGACGACUUUUCUUGAUUUAAAACACCUUUUGAAUCACUAGAACAUCCUCUCCUCAAACUCCAGUCCUUGAACCUCAUUCCAAGGGUCCUUUAACCCCCAUUAAAAUUUUCUAGAAUUAAUUCCUUCAAAAACGACCAUUUUUCUUAAUUAUGUUUAUCUUGGACGAAUUUUUCAUCUAGCUUGAACCUUCUUAUAAUUCUGGACAAUAAUUUUUCCAUGUCAAUCAUGAGCAACUAUACCUUGGAAAAUUAUCAAACCCUUAAAAACCCCUCAGAAAGAUUUUUAUUUAAUUAAAACAAAUAUUAGAAAAAAUUUCUAAAAAUAGAAAUACAUCUUCAAAAAUCCCCAAAUUAAAUUACAAUCAUCUCCUAGACGUCGCUCAAAUUAUAAAAUUGUUAAAUUAAGAAAAAACCUUCAGAGAGGCUCGAAAUAAUUUAAAACAUCUAAAAAUACGUUUCUGGAAAUUCCCAACAGCUUUAGUGACCAAUCAAAAUCUGUCACUAACAGCUUGUUGCUAAAAACCCAGAAUUGCACCCUCACGAAAAAUCACCAAAUCAAUCGACCUAACUCAAAGGGAUAGAGUUCUCGUAUGUCUAGAAUGUGCCUAGUACUAGUUUGGAUGACCCGGGACGUUGAUCGAACCCUCAAACGUCACCCCUAAUAAAAUACGAACUUCGGAUUAGACUAUCAAUAAAUUGAGUUUAGAAAUCGCGAAGGGAUUCGUGAUCCUUACCUAGAAAAACGAAAUGGAUGGGAUUCGGAUUGGGAUUGGAAUUGAGGUCGGGAUGGGGAGUGGCGGUGGCGAGCUUCUACUUCUCGCCUCGUGGCUGCUGCUGCGCCUCUUCACGGCAGGGGAGUGGGGAGGGUUUGCGGUGGGGAGAAAUAAAAGUUUGGGUAGGGUUUUGUUUAGGUGGAGGCUCGGCCCCUAGGGCCGCCCCACUUUGCUUUCUUUAUUUUUUUAUAAAUAAUGUAAUAAUAAUAAUAAAAUUAUUAUUAUUUUUAAUCUGCCGUUGUAACUCUUAUUACGUAACCGUCAAUCCAACCGAUCACGUAUUAAGAUCGAACAUAAAUCUAACAUACCGGGGUGUUACACAGUCUAUAUUGGUGAACUCAUGUUUUAUGGAGAAAUGCGUCAUUUGAUAAAAAUAAAAUAAAAUAUUCUAAAAACAACAUAUAAAAUUUGAAUUAAUGAGUAGUUUUCACAUCAACGUGUGACGGCUCAUAAAGGUUUAUAAAAUACAUUCAUUGUUGAUUAACGGCUCAAAUCAUUCUUGAUUAACUUCAUAGCUAAAAAGUCUUUAUACAGCUUGCAGUAAUAACAAACAACGUCAAUAGUAACUUUAGAAGCAAGUAAAGUGAAGAAAUUGAGAUUUAGCAUCUCUUUGCAAAUGUGUGUUUUUUAGGGGGUUAGGGGGGGGAGAUUUUUUUGGUCUAAAAAUUUGAGGAAGGGGUUGAAAGUUGAAACUCAUAAAUUGAAUAUGAGUAUUGAACAUUUGGAAGCGAUAUAUAACUCUUAAAUUAGUAUUAAAUUUUAGCUGGUUGACCAAUAGCCUUAGACCUCUUGCUAAUAUGGCAUGAUUGGAUCCAAUAAUCAUAAGAUGAGAUUUAGUUUGAUAUGCUGGUUCAAAACAAUUUUUAUGUGUAAUUAUUUGUACGACAAAUACACGUAAAUAAGUGAAGGUAAACCUGAUUAUGCAUUUUGAUUCUUUUGACAAAUAAAAUGGUUUAAGUGAUGAACUAACUAUACACUCACUCAAUUGGUUUAACGAUUGUUGUUUUUAUCACUUUUAGUAAUUAGUUUAUUCACAGGCUAGCAAACUACUUUGCUCCAUCGAGGAAUAAGUGACCAUAUGUUCCCCAAGUUUUAGGUGCUCUGAUUCACACUAUCGACUGUGAAUGGAUAAGAAGCAUUUCGAACGCAAAAUUGGAGAAAUAAUUGAGAUGUUUCUAUGUUUCUCACUAUCCAAGCGGUGUGAAGAAAGAGCAAGGGAAGGGGGAGAGUUGUGAGAUACAAAGCUCAGAGACAGAUGGAAGCACAAAUGAAAAAAGAAAGAGGAAGACAAAAGAGAGUGAGAUGACACAUUUAAAAGAGGGGGAAAAUGAUGUAGUGUGCAAUAAUUGUCAUUGUCCUUUGCUUAGAGGAUUAUAUUAUAUAUUUGACAGAUUUUUUCCACUUCAAUAAAAAAUCCUAAAUCAGUAUUAUUAUUUGGAUGAUUUUUCCCCCUUAAUACGAUUAUUGCAAUUUCUGAGAUUUAAAGGGUAUUUGAUAAAGUCAACAUUUUAGUAGUUUUUAUUGAAGUUUGAAAGAAAAGAUCGUACGUAUCGACGAUUCGACCAUAAAACUUCACACCAUAGGCUAAAUUGGUAGGUGAUAUUUAGGAGUAUGAAAUGGUUGAACCAUAGUUAAAUUAUGACUUCAGUAUAAAAUACUCUACUACCAACUUUUUCUAUACGAUUUUACAAUCAUUUGGUUCAAAUAAUUCUUUAACACUAGUGGGAACAAAAGUUUUAAAGCACAUUUUGAACAAUCUAUUGCAAAAAAAAAAAAACAUAAGUGAGUUAGCGAUAACGAGAAUAUGCGAUCUCAUUCAACCCAAAUGAUACUUUGCAACUUAUUAUCUUUUUAAAAUAAAUGUAUGCUACUCAUACCCUCAUUCAUCAACUUAAUUAGUAACAUAUAUUUCAUGUAAUAUGAUUUUCAUAGGUUUUUAUUUAUUGAAUUAUCUCGUGAAAAAAAUAUUUGCUCCAUGAAAAUUAUUACAUUAUUGUUAGACAUGUCUGCGAUCUGAGAAUAAUUUGGGAAAUUCAUA